Sclerotinia trifoliorum is the source of this 3621-nucleotide messenger RNA. The record is from the annotation of a GenBank genome assembly. Lineage: Eukaryota; Fungi; Ascomycota; Leotiomycetes; Helotiales; Sclerotiniaceae.
UUGCACAUAAGAUCUUACGUGCUCAGCAGCUGAAGCUUCAUGAUAUCAAUGAAUGAUAUCAAUGAAUGAUACAUGAUAUCUAUCCAUAAUAUUUCAAUGAAUAGCAAGGGCAUCCAACACAUUCAUCGGGAUUUUCUUACUAUUAUUACUUCUGUCGUAUAUCUACAGAAGAUGGAUCAUGGAACCUUUUUCCUUUGCAACUUCAGAAUCUUUGGAUAUUCCCGUGAAUAUUAGAAUGUGAGUUCUUCGCAACACAACACUACAGCUUCCUGGCAUGGUCGUUCUUUUCUCUUCUGUAUAUGCGCCUACUGAGUAUUCUAUAGCGUCAACCUUGAAGGGGAGCAGACCCCGAUUCCAUUUUCCACACUCAUAAAGCGACCAGACUUGAGACACAUCGGCUCCAAUGUGAGGUACGUACCUGCAUCUACCUUCUACUCCAAACGCUUGCAUACUAACACCGACACUCUAUCGCAGCUCUCACUCGGACCUUUAUGUUACUGUACAGUUAUGGGCCGACUCGAAACCGUUGACCGUACCGAUUCAAACGGCUUACAAACCGUUCAAAAAUGAGAGGAAGUCAGUUUCAGAAAGCCGUUAGAAUUUUGAAGCUGCUAACUAUUACCAAGAUGGAAUGAGUGGCUUACAUUACCUAUAAACUGCUCGACAAUACCUUUAAGCUCUCAACUUGCGAUUACCGUCUGGGAUCUUUCUCCAACGGGAGGUGACGGGGUACAGGGACAUGCUGUGCCUUUCGGGGGAACUACUCUACGGCUGUUCGAUAAGGAAAAUCAGCUACAGAAGGGUCGCCAAAAAUGUUAUUUGCAUCGUCGAAAGGCUGCGGAUGGCCUGGAUUCCUCCUCCACGCCCUCGACUUUACCUAAUGUCCGCCGCAGCGGGACCAAAGUGAAGGGCGAAGACGAAUCAAUAGAUAAAGAGAGUGAAGAAUUAGACAGGCUGGAAAAGCUCUUCAAGAAGCAUGAGAUGGGUGAAAUUCCACGCAUUGAAUGGUUGGAUCAAUUAGUUUUUAGAGGGGUGGAGAAGCGAGGCCUACAAGCAUCUAGUACCUCGCUGAAGAACAUUCAACGCAGACGAACUAGGCAAAAAAGUGUGGUGUUGACUCUUGACGGUGCAGAGGAAAAGAAGAACGAUAUUGAAAACGAUGUAUCAGAGGACGAUCCGUCCAAGGACGAAAGAUUCACCCUUCAUGUGGAGCUACCAAGAUAUGACUUUCCGGUGGUAUUUGCCGACCAUGAAUACCCUCCGCCACCUAUAUCUUCGCUACAGCAUCUGUCUUCCUCUCAGUCAAAUAUUAUCCUCAAACCUCCUCCGGAAGUUCAAUAUGGGCCGGGCAUCAAUGGUCUGGGGGAUAGUGACGAGCAUGGCUUUGGUGGACGUCUUGUAAGAGUUUAUGACCCUGAAGUUGGAGCUAGAGACAAUCCUGCGGAGAGUAAACACCGUCGUUUGGUGCGAAGUCACCGGACUGGAGUGCUAGAUCGUGACCUCAAACCAAAUGCCAAAGUCCGGGACGAGUUAAACAAUAUUAUAGCAUAUUCGCCAACGCACAUCUUAUCGCCAGAGGAAAAGGAUCUUGUUUGGAAAUUUAGGCAUCAUCUUGCGAGAGACAAGAGGGCACUCACAAAAUUCAUCAAAUCUGUAAAUUGGAAUGACUUAAACGAAGCCCGUGAAGCGGUGGCCAUGUUGAGCAAAUGGACCGAGAUUGAUGUUGAUGACGCUUUAGAAUUACUGGGACCGACCUUCGAAAACGCCUCUGUCAGAGCCUAUGCAGUAGAUAGACUGCGAAAAUCAGAUGACGAUGAGCUACUGCUCUAUCUUUUGCAGCUGGUACAAGCUCUCAAAUUCGAGCAUAUUUCACCUGAUUCAGCUGAAGACGCGACACAUGAUUCUUCCCUCGCGCGGCUCCUUAUCUCAAGGGCAACAAAUAACUUCAUGCUUGGAAAUUUCUUUCAUUGGUUUCUCAUGGUGGAAUGUGAUGACAAGAGUGAAGAUCAAGGGGCUGGUUAUCGCAAACUGUUUGCAAAAGUCGAAUACGAUUUCAUGACUGAACUGGUAAAACAGCCCGAGGGAAUCGAGACGCGAAAGGUUUUACUGCGCCAAGCGGAGCUCAUUACGAUGCUGUCCAGAGUGUCUGAAGAUAUAAAAACCUCGAGGGACACGAUACCUCGAAAGGCCGAAAGAGUAAAGCAUUUUCUUGCUGACCCUAAGAAUGAACUUAUCACUAUAGAUCCCCCCUUACCCUUACCACUAGAUCCUUCUAUAAUGAUCACGGGUGUGGAUCCUUCCGAGACGAAUGUUUUCAAGUCAUCGUUAUUCCCAAUCAUGAUGACCUUCAAAACAACCACCAAGCAAAAAUACCAAAUAAUUUUCAAGACGGGAGACGACUUGCGCCAGGACCAGUUAGUUAUCCAAAUUAUUACUCUUAUGGACCAACUAUUGCAAAAAGAGAACUUAGACCUUAAAUUGUCACCCUAUAAAAUUCUUGCCACUGGAGCAACUGCUGGAGCUGUUCAAUUUGUUCCGUCGAUGAGCUUGCAGAGUAUUGUCAACAAGUUCAGAGGCAACACCGUACUCAACUACCUCAAAUCCAACAACCCUGAUGACAAGGCAUCACUUGGCGUUCGCAAGGAAGCCCUGGAUGUCUUCAUUAAAUCGUGUGCAGGAUACUGCGUGAUCACCUACCUUCUCGGUGUGGGGGAUCGCCAUCUGGAUAAUCUUCUUCUGGCGCCAGAUGGCCAUUUCUUUCAUGCUGACUUUGGCUUUAUCCUUGGUAGAGACCCCAAGCCAUUCGCGCCAGCAAUGAAACUUUGCAAGGAAAUGGUAGACGGUAUGGGCGGAUCCAUGUCUGAACAUUAUCCACAGUUUAAGCAGUAUUGCUUCACGGCUUAUACAACGUUACGGAAGUCUUCGAAUUUGAUUCUCAAUCUCUUCAGUCUCAUGGUUGAUGCCAACAUUCCGGAUAUCAAACUUGAGCCAGAUAAAGUUGUAUUGAAGGUCAAAGAACGUUUUCAUCUGGAAUUAAGCGAAGAGGAUGCAAUUAGACACUUUGAAAGGCUGAUUGAGGAUAGUGCGAAUGCUAUCUUUCCCGUCGUCAUUGAUAGGUUGCACGGUUUUGUGCAGCAUUUCAGAUAGAAAGUAUGAUCGGUUAAGAGAUUGGCGUUUCGGCGUGUAUUACGACCGGCAAUUUUCGUACAUUAGUUGGCGGAAUUUGAUGGUAAUACAUUUCACAUAUAGGUUAUCAUCAAUGAUACUCAGUCACAGGGUCCAGCAUUUUGGCUCAAUAUUAUCCACAAUAACUAAGUGUGAUGAGAGGACAGCGGUUGGAACUGGCUGUAGAUAUCCCCUAGUGCUUCAUGGUCCAGCAUGGUAUAGAUGGAUGGUGAUCGGAAGUUCCAAGUGACUUCCGCGUGCUGUAUGUGUCACUGUGUUCGUGAGUGGGGAGUUUGAUUUCAGAGCAUACCUGUAACCCUAUUUGAACACGAUUAGCAUUGUUCCGCAGACUGGGCCCCAGGUCUCAUACGCUUACUCAUUCCUCUCCGUCAUGAAAAAAGGACGCUAAACCGAAAUAAUCUGAUGCCUUGUAUUACAUUAUAUCACAACAAAAUA